ACAUGAGAGAAUAUUUGACAUUUCACUGUGUUUUCAUCAACCUUCUUGCAAAAAAGAAUCCUAUAAGAAAAUAUUAUUUUUCACAGAAAAAGAGUUAAAUUUCAGUGUUGAUUUUCACGCAUUUCCCAACUACAUGAACCACCCUGGAGAUUUCUUCUAAAAUCACAGCAUUCCAAGUGUGUUUUUUCCAGCAGUAAAGGGAUCUUCACGGAAGAGAACUAAGAAGGCAUUAUGACGACGUAUGCAUCCACGAACAAUGGCAGGGAGGCGGACUUCCAGAAGUUGGCUCAAACCAUCGCCACAAGCAUACAGAAGAUCCUCCAGAAUGUCUCAUCCAUGCAGCGGAUGGUUAAUCAAUUUGGCACAGCCCAAGAUUCUCCGGAACUCAAACAGCAAUUGCAUCAAAUUCGAACGUAUACUCAGCAAUUAAUCACAGAUACGGAUAAUUUGCUGAAGGACUUGAACAACUGCAAGGAUCGUCAUUUGAAAAUUCAACGAGAUCGUCUUGUGGAUGAAUUCACGUCCGCCCUUACGGCCUUCCAGGUGGUGCAGCGCAAGACGGUGGACUUUGAGAAGAAUGCAAUGCGUCAGGCACGCUCUACGGCAAUCGCUAAACCGCCUGGAUCACAGAAUUCCUCCUCUUCCGGUCCCUUUGAGGAUAACUUCGUGACUGGUAGUAGGGGUCAGACGCAGGCACAGAUGCAGGAGGAUAUUGAUUUGCAGGCACUGGAGGAGCAGGAGCGUACCAUACGGGAGCUUGAGGAGAAUAUUGUGGGGGUGAAUGAGAUUUACAAGAAAUUGGGGGCAAUGGUGUACGAGCAGGGGCAUGUUGUGGAUUCCAUUGAGGCGUCGGUGGAGCAAACGAGUGUCUUUGUGUCGGAGGGAGCGGAUAAUCUCAAGAAGGCCAGUCAAUACCAGAAUAAACUGCGAAAAAAGAAGUUGUUUAUAGCCCUUAUCUUGGCUGCUAUUCUCGCUGUUAUCAUCCUAUUGAUAGUUUGGAGGAAUUAGAGCGAUCCGGAGGGGCAAUAAUAUCAAGUAUUUGCAUUGGCGGCACUUCUUUUUGUAUAUUUCUAUGGCUUCGCGCAUUGGGGAGUUAUCCAAUUAAGGGGACUUUUUAGAUGGAUAUGUUACGAGAGAGAAGAGAAAUUAAAAUGAUAAAAAAAAAAUAAAAUGUAUGUAUAAUACCCUCUCGGGUCUUAUUCUCACAAAAAAUGUACAUCAAUAAACAAUUUUAUUUUAUUAAAAACUAUUGAUGCAUUAUGAUAAAAAUUAAAAGAAAAAAGAGUUAAUUUAUAUUACUAUCUGUAUUAUAUGUAGAUAAUCACACUAAGAGGAGACUUUAUGGAUUAAAGAAGAAGAAGAAAAAAUGAUAUUUCGAAAAUAAAAAUAAAAAUUAAUAAAUAAACUUACGUAUUCACAAUGAAAAAA
This is a messenger RNA of Lutzomyia longipalpis, 1428 nucleotides long. It is a transcript of the gene Syx7, whose product is annotated as syntaxin-7. Lineage: Eukaryota; Metazoa; Arthropoda; Insecta; Diptera; Psychodidae. The record is from RefSeq and is a predicted model, not a curated record. The coding region runs from base 232 to 1008 and encodes 258 amino acids. The transcript has 5 exons. Gene Ontology annotation, molecular function: SNAP receptor activity; SNARE binding. Gene Ontology annotation, biological process: vesicle-mediated transport; intracellular protein transport; vesicle fusion. Gene Ontology annotation, cellular component: endomembrane system; synaptic vesicle; SNARE complex.